Linum tenue is the source of this 319-nucleotide messenger RNA. NCBI's taxonomy places the organism in Eukaryota, Viridiplantae, Streptophyta, Magnoliopsida, Malpighiales, Linaceae. The record is from the annotation of a GenBank genome assembly.
UGGCUUUCAUAGCUAUAGUCACACUUUCGUAGUCUGCAACUACAUACCAUACUUAUACAUGUCAUCAUCAUCACUACAUACACCACCACACACAUAUACACAUAUAAUCAACUUUCCACGCCUGUGGAUAUCUCACACUACAUCAGAAGCUAGUAUGCACAUGAAAAACGUUCUCAAAACAUUUUUACAAAAAGGUGUGGAUCACUGGCCAAAAUCCCGAGUAGUAGUCCAAGCACAGAAUAGUUGAAGACCAUACCUCAUCCUGGCUUCAACUCUAGCUCCUCUCCCACCUAACACUUAUCUACUGCUGCUACUGAUG